This is a messenger RNA of Dromaius novaehollandiae (emu), 6181 nucleotides long. It is a transcript of the gene WNT16, whose product is annotated as Wnt family member 16. Bases 218 to 1327 code for a protein of 369 amino acids. NCBI's taxonomy places the organism in Eukaryota, Metazoa, Chordata, Aves, Casuariiformes, Dromaiidae. Gene Ontology annotation, cellular component: extracellular region. The transcript has 4 exons. The record is from RefSeq and is a predicted model, not a curated record. Gene Ontology annotation, biological process: multicellular organism development; canonical Wnt signaling pathway; neuron differentiation. Gene Ontology annotation, molecular function: frizzled binding; cytokine activity.
CCUGCCGCCCUCCCCGCGAGCCCAGCCUCCCCGGGAGCGCCGUCCGACGGCGCGGGCUGCCUGCCCCCGUCCCCACCCCCCCACCCCCCCCGAGGAGGCGAGAGCGGAGUAAGGGGCAGCCACUCGCCACGGUCCCCUCGGUCCCUCCUGCCCGGGGCCCGGCGGCGAGCAGCGUCCCCGCGGGCGGCGGCUGCCCGGCGGGGCUCCAUGCGCUGCCAUGGGGCGCGGGGCUGCCCCGGGACGGCCGCGCCGGCGCCUGCUGUGGGCAGCGCUGCUGCUGGCGCUCUGCCCCGCCGCCGCCGGCGGCACCUGGAUGUGGCUGGGCAUCGCCUCGGCCGGCGCGCCGGAGAAGCCGGGCUGCGCCAGCCCGCCGCUGAGCAGCCGCCAGAAGGACCUGUGCAAGGAGAAGCCGGAGCUGGUGCCCGCCAUCCGCGAGGGAGCGCGCCUCGCCCUCCAGGAGUGCCGCAGCCAGUUCCGCCACGAGCGCUGGGACUGCCGCCCGCCGCCCGCCGCCCGCCGCGGCCUCCCCGCCGCCGCCGCCGCCGCCGCCGCCUUCGGGCACCAGCUCAGCAGCGGCACAAAGGAGACUGCGUUUAUAUAUGCAGUGACGGCGGCAGGCCUCGUGCACGCUGUGACGCGAUCAUGCAGUGCGGGAAAUGUGACCGAGUGCUCCUGUGACACCAGCCUGCAGACCGGCGGCUCGGCCAGUGAGGGCUGGCACUGGGGCGGCUGCUCGGAUGAUAUCCACUAUGGAAUGUCGUUCAGCAGAAAGUUCUUGGACGUGCCUAUCAGGAACAUAAUGGGCAAGAAUGGGAGUGGAUUGGCAGCAAUGAACCUGCACAAUAAUGAGGCUGGGAGGCAGGCUGUAGCAAAGCUGAUGUCAGUGGAUUGCCGUUGUCAUGGUGUUUCUGGGUCCUGUGCUGUGAAAACUUGUUGGAAAACAAUGUCCUCCUUUGAAAAGAUUGGCCGUUUUUUAAAGGAUAAGUAUGAAAACAGCAUACAGAUAUCAGACAGACUGAAAAAAAAAUUACGCAGGAAAGAAAAAAGCCAGCGAAAAAUACCAAUACAGAAGGAAGAUCUACUGUAUAUAAACAAAUCACCCAGUUACUGUGUAGAAGAUCAUAAACUGGGGAUCCCUGGAACUCAGGGAAGGGAAUGUAACCGCACAUCAGAGGGAUCUGACGGCUGCAACCUCCUCUGCUGUGGGCGUGGAUACAACACUCAUGUUGUCAGACACGUGGAGAGAUGCGAGUGCAAGUUUGUCUGGUGUUGCUAUGUACGCUGCCGAAGGUGUGAGACCAUGACUGAUGUGCAUACCUGCAAGUGAGACUAAGUACAGAAAGCACAGCCAAAUCAUCUUGCACUGUUUUGUACAGAUGACUGCCACACAGGCAGUAAUUAUUCUUAACUGUGUGGGAGUACAGGGAAUCGUCCCCAGGGGGAAGGCGUACUGCCAAAUAAAGGGUAGUCCAAACAUUUUGGCCUACGAAAGAACAAUUGAGUGAAUAGCAGCCUGCACACAGGGAUAGCUAAAACAAGAAGGAAAGACUCCCAAUGACACAUUUCAAUAUGUAACUCCAUGACUAGGGACAGACCUAAACUUUCCAAGUCUUUAACAACCACAGUAUGGUGAAGAUCAAGGUGGUUGGUAUGUACAGCGGAGAAAACUCAAGGAGAUCCUGUUAGCCAGAGACUGAAGAGUUAAGAGGGCAUGGAAGACAUGUUAGAUAUAAACUUUACUUCUUUAUUUUUAAGAGUUGAACUAGAUGGAUCCACUAGAUGGUUCACUUCUGCAGGUUUUUUGUUUUUUAAAGAUACAGGAUGUGUUGUGCUGUUUAGCAUGAAGCAUUUGCUUAGCAUCUGCUUCUUGUACAGAAAGCCUUCUGCAUAAUGUAAAGAAAAGAGUCUGUUACUCAGAAAUGUGUGUGAACACAGUGAGUUGAGCGCUGGCCUGGAUGGAAGUGAUGGUCCAUUUGCGUGGAGCAAGCAUUGCCCAGAAAAGAGGGGCUACAGCAUAGUUUGGUGAAUAUGAGUGCUAUAAGGAAUAGCAAACGUUUAAAGAUAUUUUUUAUAGAAUAUCUUUCAAAUGCACAAAGAACAGGUCUGAGGAGGGACAGAAACUUGAUAUUUGCGGGAAAUAAAAUCCCUUGCAGGCGUUUCCUUAGUAUCUGAAUGCACAUUUUGCUAGUCAGCCAACCAUCCCCCCACAGUUGGACUGUGUGUAAUAAACUGCCAUGUUCAACCAUCUUGGUGGUGGUUCACCAUCAUUUUCAUAGUUUCGCUCCAAAUGCCGUACAAGAUUCAUCCCGAAAAAAAACUGUCAUUAAGUGAAAGAAUUUUUAAAACAUGAAUUGCUUUCUCUUUCAUAUAGGAGCAGUAGCUAGAACAUUCAUUAGAUUGCAUCCCAGCUAAUCAUGCUUAUAAAAUAAGUUCAGUGCACAAUGUAAUUUAUGGAUUGGCUCACACCACUAAAAUAUUUAAAUUAUUAUUGAUAAUAUUUUCUCCCUCCCCACAUGUUGGCUCAAUUUUAUUUUACAUUUAUGAAAGGUUGUGUAUUUUUAUGCAAUGAUUUAAAGCCUGGCUUAAAAAGCAUCAUGUGAAAGGAUUUUUGUUGUUUAAAUGUGCAAAGACUUAUUUUUGAUAAGACAAGAAAGUUUAUAUUUUGUAAAUAUUUAAAUUAUGCAAGUUAUGUAAAAGAUUCCCAGAACUAAUGUGAUAAGAUUACAGCCUUUGACAUUUAUUGGUUAGAUCUUUGUUACUAUUCUAGUAGCAUUUAAUUGAUUUUUAUUGCAUGUGCAGGGGGAAAUUAUUCAGACAAUUACAUAAAUUUUUCUUACCAUAAGGUGGUUAUAACUGUUUUAACUAAUAUACUUAUGGUGACACAGUGAUGAGAAACACUUAUUUUGAUUUUCUAAAUGAUCUGUUAAUUAAUAUUUUUUUCUAUUUUUCUAAAUUUUUUUUUACAUACAGUGAAAUUCUGGUUCCAGUGGUCAGUGCAGGACUCCCAUUGACACCAAGGGGACUAGGGUUGCAUCAAUGAACAUGCUCCACACUAACAGUCAGUUUUUAGAAAGAAACUGGAUUAGACAUUUUGGGUAAUGCUUUCAGAGUUACUUUGAGGAAUUCAUUUCCUAGUUUUCAUUAAUUUCUCCAUGAAACAUGGUGAUCUUGCGUCAAUCUUCAUUGCAUGUUUAGGUCAGGACAAAUCAAACAAAAACUUGGGUUUUUGUACUCUGCUGUCUUAUGUGGAGUAUCUUGGGAAUGCCAGUUCAGUGAGCAAGAAGUCCUUUACCUGUUGGUUAUUGUUUGGACUAUUCCUCCACAUUUGGCCAAUCUGUCUUCAUUUACCAAGCAAGAUGAAUAUUCUCGGGCCACAACAACUACCAUCUCUGGGAAGGAUGCUUUUCUCAGUAGCUACCACAGGAGGAAUCAGUAACCUUCCUGUGAAAGCCUGAGCCGUGAGAACACCUCCUGGUUGAACUCCUUGAAGGGAGAGCUGUGAGCCCCAAGGUGUUCCCACCUUUGAGCAAUGAGAAUGAACCCACAGUCUCCACAGGUCGUACCAAAGUACCUAGCGCCCGAGGGUGAGCCCUCUGUUGUCAGUGGGGUACACAGAGAGACAUAUGGGCUCAGGCUUUGCAGAGUCAGCAUGGGCUGGGAUGUGCUGCUGGUCACAGUAGAUUUGAAGGUAUUGUAGAGACACUCUGUCUCUCCUCCGCACAGGGGGCUGACAGAGGUAAGAGGCUGUUGAUGCUGGAGACAGCAUUAUAAUACUCUUGUAUAGGUUUGAAACUUUCUAGGAGCAAGAUACGGCUUUUCUCAUUAAAAAUAGCUACAUCUAUGCUCAUCUGAGCAAGGGAGAUUAGGAAAAAAACAGAAAGAAAUUCACCGUUUGGGGGAAUGGUCUUAUCUCAGUCCUGUUCCUUCACACUGUCCUUAUAUGUAUGGAGCAGCAGUUUGUGAAAAGUAGCAAACCUAUGAAAAAUGCCACAAGUUUACUUUUUGAAGAAAGGAUAAUUGUAACCUCUUCUUAAAGUGAAAAUGAUAUAUGCCAAUUUGAAAACAAGAAGUGCAUGGGGACCAGUUGUGUAUUUUAAGAACAAAGUUGUAUCAUUGAAUAAAAUGCUGACAUACUCAGAGGAGUUACUGCAAGAAUAUGGUUGUUAAUUUUGAUCCACGUGCUAUUCUGUGCAUGCAUCAGUAACUAAAGAACACCAUCUUUUUCUUGCCUAUUGGAGAUUGCUCGUCAAAGGAUGUGUGUUAAAUGGAGAUCGUCUCCAUUGCUAUCAAAAUGUCUCUGUUCUGGGCAGCACUUUUCAGUGAAUGACAAGUAUGUGAAACAUGUAAAGUAAACAGCAACAAUUAGCAUUGGUCAUUCAGAGGAAGCAAUUUAUGAAGAAGUUGAGAAGCUUGACUUCAUUGAAGGAUGAGAUUUCAUGAGAUAGCAAACUCGAUUUUAGGGAAGUUUAUUGUAGACCAAAAUUGUCAUGGCUAUGUCAUGUAAAGUGCUGAACCAGUACCAGCUCAGUCUACUGGCUAAAGUUUGUUAAAAAGUAUGUAGAAGGAUCAUUCCACUGUGGCAAACUUUGUGCCACAUGAGGCAUUGUCUGUCUGAGCCCUCUAACUUAACAUAGAUCAGGUAUCACUUGCCCUCCUGUCUAUGAAGUCAAAGCCAUUUUGAAGCAUCAGGGUGAAAUAAACACUAUUUGUUCUGGAUAGCCUGCCAAAAAUGCUAAUUGUGAAUCUUUUCCUGACUGUACCCAGUUUGUUCUGCCAGACGAUCUGGAAUGCCCCAAUUCAAUAACAGUGAACAUGGAACCAUGACUUUAUUUUACAUUUCAGGUGUAGAUUUUCAGUGGCAAUUUUUAGAAUUUUAGAGUUUUUUUAUGCUUUCACAAUUUUCAUUGUCAAUGAAUCAGCACAGGCCAGGUGCAUAAAUAGCUGAGAUAGCUAAUGAUGUCUGAGAAAUAGGGCUUAACACCCAUACAUCCAAUAAGCAUAACUAAGGAGGGUAGUAGUAUUAUUCUAACUAUAAUUGAAAUUGAGGGGAAAUGACUUGUUCAAAGUCACUUGCAAAAGCAACGGCAGACUUGGUUAAAAAAAACAAAAAACAAAAAAACCACCAAGUCUCCUUACCAAUCUAAUGCUUUAGCAACCUGAUCACUACAUUUGUUUCUCAACUCAUGCAGCUUGGUAACUGUGGUCCACCAGUUGUGACUACAUAGUAACCAUCCUAACAGUGACUACUGGACCAACCCUGCUGUAGACCCCAGUACUGUCUUUACAGGCCAGGCAAAAACUAAAAUAAUCAGUUAGCUAAAACUGCAUUUCCUACAUGUGGACUCCUGUGGUUUGUACUUCUGGAAGUCAAACACACUUUUUUUCCCCACACAAAUGACAAAUUCAUCCUGAAGGGAAUGGUGUUUGUGAAUUCCAAGUUAAAUGAGUGCUAUAGAUAAUUAUGCUAAAAUAUAUAUGACUGUCCCAGAGUCUGCUGUUACACUGAAUUGACAACUGUGUAAUUCCUUCCACUGACAGUGGUGUUAAAUGAUUAAUGGUUUGCUCAGCAGAGAAUGAAAUAAGAAUCCAUCCUCUGGCUGCUGUGCCAGCUGUGCAUGGUUGAAAAUGCAAUGAGCAAUAGGAACAUGGCACUGCAAUUCAUUUCACAGAUACCAGAUAACGCUGACUGGGGAUCACUUGUGGCCAAGACUGGAACCUAGAUCCCAGGGCUGACUACAAAUGCACUGCUUUUGAUUGGAGGGUAGCUGUCACUUUGCUUAGCGAAGAGGUGUAAUAAAUGAAGCUUUUAGGAGAGUUAGACAGACACACACACACACACACACAUGUAAUUUAGUUGCACUAAUUGAACUGGAGAGAGAUCCAGGGAUUUAUUACAAGGUAGUGCCACAUAUCUUGUGAAACCUUCUACUCAAUCUGAGCCUGCAAGCACAAAUACAGCUUCAUCAUAGACUAAUUGGUCAGGAGCUAUCUCAGAGUUCGGUCAUUUCAUCUUUGUCUCAGCUUUGCUAUGUUUAUGACUAUACGGUCUAACUUUAAAACAGCUGCACAUUUUCCCUGUUGAUACUUAAAAAUCAUCAGCAUAUUGCCCAGUUUUGAUUUUAUUUAAAUAUCGAGUUACAUAUGUAUCAAAAUGUCUUUAUUAAAAAGCUGAAACUUCUGA